CCCAUCCUGCUUGUCGUGCCCAUUUCUUGCCGCCUACUGAAGACUGUUUGCAUAAACCCGAUAUGCCUCGAGAAUUACCUGGACUGUACUGGAAUGAAGAGAAGCAGCGAUAUUUCCCGCUGUCCUCUAAGCCGAAAAUCUCUUCGGCUCUUUCUACUCCCCAUGCAUACCCAUCCGCAUAUCCACAGCAAUCUUUGCGCCCUCUAUCGAUGCGAAAUAACUCGGAAAAAUCUGAAGCUAAGCGGAGGAUAGUGGACAAUGUCCAUAAUAUGUGGCAUGCCUCGGAGACAUCGCGGGCCACAGGUGCCCCUUGGCGUCGAAGUAGAGCGUUGCAUGAUAUUUCAGCAAUAUCGAUGGCACGAACUUCUUUACGCUGCAGUCGGGACAUCCCUACACAAGGAAUUACGGCCUUUUGCUCUACCGGGAAUACGUCAUCCGGGAACGGGUCAACCACUGUCUUAGCGGGUGAUGCUCGGGGGUGGCUUCACUACCUCGAGGGAGACCCUGAACGCAUGUCCUGCUCCAUGGAGAUCAAUCUAGGAUCCUCGAUAUCUUCUAUAUGCUCCUGGGGCACACAUUACGUUGCCACGUCGUUUGGAGCACCAGCAAAAAUUCUCGUUCGGAACAGCUACCCUGAAGAGGCCUGGUCAAUAUUUGGGCUCUCAGAACGCACAUGCCAUGAUGUGUGGAAUGCACAUUUGUAUGACCGUAGGCUUUUGCUAGGCGCGGCGAAAAAGGCGUAUGUGUUGCUAGAUAUUGAGAUUGGACGAGGAUCGCAGACCCUUGAGACGGGCAGCGACGUGCUGGCUGUCCACCUGGAUAAUCACCUCGCCUAUACUGGGACUCGACAUGGGCUCAUCAAUCGUUUUGACACACGCAUAAACACGCGAACUCGUCAAACAUUGUUAGACCAAAGAUUCCAGAGAACUACGAGCUCCAUCACCCAUCUCAACAUCGUACAUGAUUGGGAGCUGCUCGUCAGUACGAUCCGAGGUGACCUAGAAACGCAUGACAUGCGGUUUAUGCGCGGGGCGACGCCGCUUAUGCAGUUUCAUGGACACGUUAAUUCGUAUAGCUUCCCAUUGGGACUUGCUGUCGAUCCACAGGAGGACUUCCUCUUUGCAGCAGGGCAAGAUCAUAUUGUACGCAGCUGGUCUCUACGUACGGGGCAGCGAGUCAUUUCACCGGCCGAUUGUGCAUGCAUCGAGCAAAAGCCACUGCUUGACAGAGCAUUUGACGGAUAUAUCGCAGCCAUGCAGGUAUUAUCGACCGACAUGGGUCCAUGUUUAUGGGUCGCAUCGGGCCCUACUUUGCAUUUGUAUCAUCUUGGUCAACGCAGUGUUGAGAUCCUGGCAUAACCGCAAUCCUGCAGUUUAUAAACAAAUAGUCUCAUGGA
Molecule: messenger RNA, 1396 nt
Organism: Laetiporus sulphureus 93-53
Lineage: Eukaryota; Fungi; Basidiomycota; Agaricomycetes; Polyporales; Laetiporaceae
Exons: 10
Coding region: 63-1358 (431 amino acids)
Molecular function (GO): protein binding
Source: RefSeq, a predicted model, not a curated record